AUGGCUACACGACUACCAGCCUGUGUGAUUGACAAUGGCAGCGGAUACACAAAGUUGGGAUAUGCAGGUAACACUGAACCUCAAAUGAUAAUGCCAUCUACGAUCGCUGUCAAAGAUCCUCGACACCAGUUUGGAAGCAAGAUCGGGGAUCUGGACUUUUACAUUGGGGACGAGGCAUUGUCCCCGAAUGCUGCUAAUUACUCUGUAAAGGUAUGCUUUUAUUUUGUUUAUUUUAGGUAUUAAAGUUGUUAUUUAAGCGUAGGUUUUCGUUUUUGUGUUAAUUAACUUCACACUGUUUCUUUCAGUAUCCUAUCCGACAUGGAAUUGUGGAAGAUUGGGAUCUCAUGGAAAAGUACUGGUCUCAAUGCAUCUUUAAAUACCUACGUGCUGAGCCAGAAGAUCACUAUUUCUUACUGGUAAGUCUUACUUUUAUGCUUUAAAUUUUAGAUUUCAAAUUAAUAUUUCUUAAAAAUCUGUUACAUUGUGAUUAAUUUAAGACUGAACCUCCUCUUAACACACCAGAGAAUCGAGAAUACACUGCCGAAAUCAUGUUUGAAUCUUUCAACGUUCCAGGUCUUUAUAUUGCAGUACAAGCAGUUCUGGCAUUAGCUGCGAGUUGGCAGUCGACCACCGAAAACAACUUGACCGGUCUAGUUAUUGACUCGGGAGAUGGUGUUACACAUUGCAUCCCAGUUGCUGAUGGUUAUGUGAUUGGGUCCUGUAUUAAACAUAUUCCGAUUGCAGGCAGAGAUAUCACUUACUUCAUACAGCAUAUGUUAAGGGAGAGAGAGCCCAAUCUGCCAGCCGAACAGUCCUAUGAGGUAGCCAAGACUAUUAAGGUAUGUUGAUUUAAAAGGCUUUAAAAAUUAUAUUGGUAUUAGUUUAAGAGAAUUAUAUUUUUUAAAUUUAGGAGCAAUAUUGUUAUGUGUGUCCAGAUAUCCAGAAAGAGUUUUCGAAGUACGAUGCUGACUUGUCAACGUACAUGAAACAAUAUACGGGAGUAAACAACAUUACAAAGCAACCUUUCACUGUCGAUGUUGGCUACGAAAAGUUUUUGGGUCCAGAAAUAUUCUUUCAUCCUGAGGUGGGUUUAUGCCAUAUUAUAGUAGAUGAACCCAUAAGUACAGCUCGUAAAAAUUACGAUUUUUUAAUUUUGAAGUUUAUAUUCUUUGUAUUUUUAGUUUGCGAAUCCCGACUUCACGACUUCAUUGUCAGAAACUGUGGACUCGGUGAUACAACAAUGUCCGAUUGAUGUGAGGAGAAACCUUUAUGAGAAUAUAGUGCUCUCUGGAGGGUCAACGAUGUUCAAUAACUUCUCAAAACGGCUUCAGCGUGAUGUUAAACGUGUGUCAGAUCAAAGGCUUCUUUUAAGUGAACAGUUGUCUGGUAACAGAGUGAAGCCGAAGCCGAUUGAUGUUAAUGUAGUGUCUCACCGAAUGCAGAGAUACGCCGUCUGGUUCGGUGGAUCGAUGUUGGCAUCGACUCCAGAGUUCUACCAAGUUGCACACACGAAACAAGAAUACAUGGAGAAGGGAGCCAGCAUCUGCAGACACAACCCUGUCUUCAGUGCUUUAAGUUAAUGUAAUUAUUUUUUAAUGUAUUUAUUGCAAUAAACACUUCGUGUGAAUAAGUUAUCUGGUACCUUGAUGAAGGAGGUAGUAACCUCACAAUUAUUAUCAUAUUUUUUAACUUUUACGAAAAGAGGGAAAGUCUUGGUUAAUUUUUUAUUACUUAUAAGGUUAAUAUUGCUAAAAUGUGUAUAAUAACAUAUUGCAGAUGUCUGUGGAAAUACCUGUGAGGAGAUACGAGAAGGACACUUAUUUCUUAACUAAAAACCUUCAGAAUAAGUUGUGCAAGAGCAGCAGAGUACCUGGAAGUCAGAAUGUUGCUUUAGGUGGAAAUGUGAGUCUGGUCUUACAACUCAGUUUUUAGCUGUUAGAAAUGAAUAUACAGUUUUAGAAAUGAGGUUACAUUUUUAAAAUAAAGUUUAUAAUGUCGUAUAUUUAUAAAAGUUUUUAGGUAACAGUGAUGGAUGGUGUGACAAUACGAGGAGACCUGUCGGCCGUCGAGAUUGGCAACUUUUGUUUUCUGGAGCCUGGAGUGGUGAUACGGCCAGCCAAGAAACAUUUCAAGAACGGAGUCAGCUAUCUCUCUAUCAAGAUGGGCGAAAGAGUUGUCGUAAAAGAGGUGGGUGGUCGAUUGUUGACACCUUUUUAUCAACAACAUUUCAAUAUUUCAUCAUAAAGGAAAUAUAGUUAUCAAAGUUAAAACCUUAUACUGAACUUUAUACCUAGCUUAUAAUGUUUAAAAUUAACUUACAAUGUUAAGUUACAUGUAAAUAUACCUAAAAUACUUAAAAAUGCUCUAGGGACUAAAGUUAUAUUUGUUGUAGAACUCAGUAGUAGCGGCCGUUCAGGUGGGUUCCGAUGUGUAUAUAGGGAAGAACGUAAUAGUAGGACAGUCGUCUGUGAUAAAGGACUGUUGUUACAUUAUGGAUGACAGUGUUUUGUCGCCAGAUACCGUGGUGGCUCCGUUUUCUAUCGUGUCUGGCAAUCCAGGUAAGUACAAUGUUAUCAGAUAAGCUUUAAAAAGUAAAUGCCUGUACGUGGAGGGUGUGUUUGAGAAUGACACUUUCAGCAAAAGUGAUCGGUCAAAUGCCAGUCAACACGUCCAGUCUAAUGACCGACUUGACCAAGGAUCUCUGCUACAAGUUCGUUCCCUCGACGCCCGGCCAUCUCUGA
Bursaphelenchus okinawaensis is the source of this 2741-nucleotide messenger RNA. The record is from the annotation of a GenBank genome assembly. NCBI's taxonomy places the organism in Eukaryota, Metazoa, Nematoda, Chromadorea, Rhabditida, Aphelenchoididae.